GGUCGCCUACCCCGCGUUCUGAUUGGCCGACGCGGAAGCAACGUAAGAGUAAACACGAGAGUCGGCCUUCUAGCACUCGCGAACGCCGAGUCUGCACGUGCCACCGCUGGACAGAUUUCAAAAUGCGUCACGUUUGUGCGUACCUCCUUGCAGCCAUGGGCAGCAAUGCUGCCAAUGCUGCCAAUAUGAAAGCCAUCCUUGCCAGCGUUGGUGUGGAGGCUGAUGAUAAGCAGUUAGAACUUGUCAUCCAGAAGUUUGGUAACAAGAAUAUCGAGAAGGUCAUUGCUGAAGGCUCUGCAUUCCUGGCUGCCAUGGGUGGUGGUGGAGGUGGCGCAGUCGCUGCCAGUGGCUCUGCUGCUCCUGGCGGUGGUGGUGACGCUCCCAAGGCCGAAGAAAAGAAGGAAGAGAAGAAGGAAGAGUCGGAAGAAUCAGAUGAUGACAUGGGCUUCGGUCUUUUCGAUUAAAUACAUUUUACGGGAGUGUU
Molecule: messenger RNA, 484 nt
Organism: Penaeus indicus
Lineage: Eukaryota; Metazoa; Arthropoda; Malacostraca; Decapoda; Penaeidae
Product: large ribosomal subunit protein P2-like
Exons: 3
Coding region: 123-464 (113 amino acids)
Biological process (GO): cytoplasmic translational elongation
Cellular component (GO): ribosome; cytosolic large ribosomal subunit
Molecular function (GO): structural constituent of ribosome
Source: RefSeq, a predicted model, not a curated record